Metarhizium album ARSEF 1941 is the source of this 963-nucleotide messenger RNA. RefSeq lists its product as uncharacterized. NCBI's taxonomy places the organism in Eukaryota, Fungi, Ascomycota, Sordariomycetes, Hypocreales, Clavicipitaceae. The transcript has a single exon. The record is from RefSeq and is a predicted model, not a curated record. Bases 1 to 963 code for a protein of 320 amino acids. Gene Ontology annotation, biological process: rRNA base methylation. Gene Ontology annotation, molecular function: rRNA (uridine-N3-)-methyltransferase activity. Gene Ontology annotation, cellular component: cytoplasm.
AUGGCCAAUGCCAAGCGCCGCAAGCUGCAGCGCCAACACCAGCGCCCCAACGUGCAAAGGCCCAAACCAGCGCUGCGCGGCGGCGCCCGACGCGAUGCCACGCCCAGCAAGGGGCAGCCGCCCUCGAGAAAGAAGCAGCAGCAGCGGCGGCUCGAAGAACCCGUCAUCCCGUUCCGCCCCGAGGACAAGAUCCUGCUCAUCGGCGAGGGGGACCUGAGUUUUGCCGCGUCCAUCAUCCGGCACCACGGCUGCGUCGACGUGACGGCCACGGUGCUUGAGCAGCAUCACCACGAGCUGGCGGAAAAGUACCCCUCGGUCGACGACAACAUAUCCGUCAUAACCGGGCGCACGGGGCGCACAGGGCCAAGCACUCGGCAGGACGGCGGCGACGGCGACGACGACGACGAAAAGCACGACGAAGAGGAAGCGCCCACAACCACCACCACCACCACCACCAACAGACUCCUCUACGGCAUCGACGCGACCAAGCUCCCCGCCUCGCUCGCCCGCCCGGUAUACUCCGCCGUCGUCUUCAACUUCCCCCACGUGGGCGGCAAGUCGACCGACGUGAACCGCCAGGUCCGGCACAACCAGGAGCUCCUCGUGUCCUUCUUCCGCGGGGCCACGCGCGCCCUCCGCCCCGGCGGCACCAUCGUCGUCACGCUCUUCGAGGGCGAGCCCUACACGCUCUGGAACAUCCGCGACCUCGCGCGCCACUCGGGCCUCCAGGUAGACCGGAGCUUCCGCUUCCAGGCCGCCGCGUACCCCGGGUACAAGCACGCGCGGACUCUCGGCGCCGUGCGCACCAGGAACGGCGACCUGGGCGGCGGGUGGAAGGGCGAGGAGCGGACCGCGCGCAGCUACGUCUUCCGGAGGAGGGGCGACGUCGCCGCGCAGACGGGCACCAGGAAACGGAGGGGGCGCGACGGCGACGACUCGGAUUCCUCGGGCGACGAUGGAUGA